Molecule: messenger RNA, 3681 nt
Organism: Caenorhabditis auriculariae
Lineage: Eukaryota; Metazoa; Nematoda; Chromadorea; Rhabditida; Rhabditidae
Source: the annotation of a GenBank genome assembly
AUGGCCGUUGAAGGGAGAGAUGCGGGUGUCACUUCGGCAUUACAAAUCCAUCAAAUAAUCGUUUUAAAAAAGCGUUGCAGCUUGUGUCUGGGUUGGAUGCCGACGGGUUUUUUUUUCCGCACCUAGAGUGCCGUCCAUAUAAAGUACCACCGUUUUGCACUUCUCACCAAAUUUGUCUUUUAUCUUCUUAUCCCAGAGAUGAUCUUAGCCAAAAAGAUAUCUCAAACGCUUUUUUUGUAAUAGUUUGAGCAAUUUUUCUCAUACUUUUUGUGAGUCUGCCACGCUAAAAACGCUUUUCGGGCUGUGAAAUUGAGUUCAGAAAUUCUUGCUGAGCACCUCAAAAGGUAAGUACCAUGCAUAACCAGAAGAAAAAGUUAACAGACUCUUCGCCUCGAAAUUUUUUAUGAGAUUUGUCUAAGCUCUUUUGAACACGCCAGCAAGGAUUUUUGAACAGACCAUAACAUUAAUAUUUUAUGGAAUUGUUGAGUUUUCGCCCCGAAUUUUGAAUUCUUUUCUUUUCAGGUUCGCAACCAUGAUUUCCUCGAAAACCAUAAUAGUUCUUCUCGCCCUGGUCUCGCUGGCCUACUCGUGCGGGCAGACCGUCAAGUUCAAGGGACUUUGUCGAAUUUACGGUAGAGAGAAGGAUAUUCAUUUCAUUUUGUGAAAACUGGUUCCAUCUACAGUCGACGGUCAAAGUGACUUCAAAGAUGGCAAAGACGGAAAAGAUUCCGGAUCCGGCGACAACUCAGGAAGCGACGAAAAAGACGAGAUGAAGAAACGCGAUAAGUUCUCCAAGCGCGAUGUACGUCGAGUUCUUGAAUAUUCGAUGAGCUUUGAAAGUUUUCUCGAUGAGGAUCCAUCAAAUCUGAAUAUUGAGCUAACUUUCAAAAGCCACUUUAAAAGAUUUUGUGUUAUUUAAAACGAUAUUCAAGACUAUAAGUUCUCAAUGUACCUUGCAAGGCAGGUCAAUUCUUUUCUAGCGCUUCAGUUUUUUCACAGUUGGCUCAGACACUCUUCGAUGCACUGAAUAAGAACUCUGAAAGGGAGAAAAAUGAAGCUUUUCUUUGGGAAAUUACGCCUCAUAGUCAAAUAAAACCAUCGUGCGACGGUUUAAUAUAACUAUUUGUGUCUUAAUUCUCAAACCCCGGAAUUUUUCUGCGCAAGGCAAAACUUUUGAAUUACGCGGCACAUCAAAGAGUGUGUCUGAAAAAUGUCGAAAAUCCGAAACAUAAUAAAAGAACUCUCUCAUAACCAUCAGAUAGAGAAGAAAACUUUAUGUUUUAGAAAAAAAGGAGGGAUGUGAAGUGCAUCCGAUACGAAGAUGGAACUUCUGACAUGGGAGUCGAUCCAAACCUUGAGAAGUCCUUCUCGUCGUCGGGAUCCUCUUCCUCCUCUUCCUCGAGCUCUUCCUCGAGCUCGUCUUCGAGCUCCUCCUCUUCCUCAGGCUCUGUCUCUGGUCCUGACGGCCAUGGUCCUGGAGUUCCUGACGGCCCUGACGGCCCAGGAAAAGGAGGAAUCGGUAGGCUUUUCUUAUCAAGACCGCUUUCAUCUCAAUUUUCAGACAUCGACAUCGACGUCAAACCAAAGUAAUUUCCAUCGUUAACUUUUUGUUGUGUGUACAUAUUGGUUCUUUUAUAACUUAUUUGUUUUGGCUCAAUGAACUUUAUGAUGUAUUUGGUUGAGAUGAAUCCACAAAACAGACAACAGUGACGCUUAUUGGCUUCUCAACCGCGAUAUAGACAAUUGAUUUCGGCACGGAGCUCGAGCUCAAGCAACCAAGGAACAACUAUAGUCUCUAGUCAGAAAGAAAGAAGAAGUUUUUGAGCUUUUAUUCUUUUAAAAACUUUUUCAAACUCAUAUUAAUUGAACUGUAUAUCAAGAAAAAGUACACUAAGAAUAACUGACGAGAUAAACGCGAGCUCGGUGGCGGUACAUUGACUAACUCGCAAAAAUGUCGCUUUUUUCUAGGCGCGAUCCCGCAUUUCUCUCGGCGCGACCUCGCAUUUUUCACGGCGCCAUCUCGCAUUUAUCUUGCAUUUCGGAAAUUUUCAAACUGCGAGAGAAAUGCGAGCUCGCGCCUAGAAAAAUGCGAGCUCGCGCCCAGACUAAUGCGAGACCGGCGCUAGAAAAAAAGCGAGAUGUUUGCGAGCUCGUCAAUGUACCGCCAGUGUCUCGCGUUUAUCUCGGCAGUUAUUCUUAGUGUAGAACGAAAAUAAAAAAAGAUGGCGCGCAUUAGACCCAUUCCCGCCAAAAAUUUCCAAUCUGCACAUCCCGCCACACAAAAAAAUGCCGAAUUCUUAAUGAGUAAAGGGAAAAUAAUAUCGUUUAAACUUCGAAAAUCUACUUUAAUAUAUCUGUUCAGAAUAAAAGUUUGCCUGUGAAAUGUUCUGUUGCAUGAAAAAACACUUCCAACCUGAGGAACUUGUGAUUUUCGGCUUGAAUUUUAAAAUAAAGUUAUCGUAAGUAUAUAUCAUCUUUUUCAUGCUUCUUUCUAGCAAAAAACUUCCAAAAAAUUUUGCAAACAGAAAAAAUUAACGAUUUCUACCAUCUUUGAAUCUUGUUUGUAUAAUAUUUGACAUAACGGCAGAGAUGACAGAGAGUGUGAAAUAUUACGUCGCUUUGGUUUGACCUCAAUCGUUUCUGGGGUCAAGGCACGCUACUACAACUUUCUCGCAACGCCGCCUAUAUUUUUUUGUAAAUUUUUUUGAGAUCCAAACUCUAUUUUUCUCAUGAAGCGGAUCGACCAUCCGUUAAAAAUUCGCAUAAGUUGGAAGUCACAAAGGUUUUGUUUUUGAAAAAGCAGUCUGACAUCCCCUUUGUUUUUAAGUAACUUCAAGUGUUCUAUAGUUCUCAGAAGAGGUGUUUUACCGUUCCUCAUUUACCAAGAAAUUUUGGAAAUUUCCGAACAUUUAACGAAUUAUUUCAUCAAAAUAUAUCUGAGAGUUUUUUUCUCUCGAAGUUUCAGGCAUACUGUGGAUGGUUUACAGGAAAAAAAUUUCAGCAGCUCUACGAAUUCGCGGCUUAUUUUCCUCGAAAGUGUGACGCUUUGUACUUAUGCAGAUAUAUUUCGAUUUAUGGCCUUCUUCCUUGAUCCACAAACAGAAGAGAAACAAAAAAAGAUGUCCAAGUAGCCUCCACACGUCACUUCUGACCGAAACGUGAUAGUUUAUCAAAAGGGGGACAGAACAAGCCGCGCAGACGGUUCAAAAAGCUACGGAGAUCCUCGUUCAGCGAAUAGUUCCGCCCUGCUUCUCAUCUUCUUCAGGAUAUAUAAGACCGCAAGUCGCGAGGCUUCUUCACCAAUCUCACCCGUUUCACUUUUCUCGAAACUUCUUAGUGUUUUUUCAAAACUGUUCCCUUUUACAGCAGUUCAUUUUCAGAAAAUGAUUUCCUCUAGUCUCCUCCUUCUGGUUGUGCUUAUCUGCGCAUUGCUGAUGGUUGCCGAAGCUCAGUGGGGCGGAUAUGGAUGUGAGAUCCGAAAAAAAAGAUUUUCUGAACGUUUAUGUCCUUUCAGACCCAUACGGAGGCUACGGAGGCUACGGGGGCUGGGGACGUCAUCACCACCGCAGAUUCUUCGGAGGAUAUGGACCAUAUGGUGGCUACGGAGGACCUUACGGCGGAUACGGAGGCGGCUACGGAGGUGGCUACGGCGGCUAUGGACCAUGGGGCUACGGAAAAUAG